This is a messenger RNA of Colletotrichum siamense, 909 nucleotides long. RefSeq lists its product as uncharacterized. Bases 1 to 909 code for a protein of 302 amino acids. The record is from RefSeq and is a predicted model, not a curated record. NCBI's taxonomy places the organism in Eukaryota, Fungi, Ascomycota, Sordariomycetes, Glomerellales, Glomerellaceae. The transcript has a single exon.
AUGAAGAUUGUCAUCAAGAUCUUCGACCACGACUACUACCCACACACAGUCACAUUUCCCCGACCCUUCACCCAUUACCAGCUAGCCGACCAAGAUCUGAGCCGACAGGCGUCUGCUUUGCGCUACAUGCACCGAGUUGGGAGGGAUGAGAAUGGGAUUGAGAUCCCGGGGAAGCUCCGACUCACUGGCGGGCACAAUCUCACACCUGAGUACUACGGUACCUGGGUAAUCGACCUGAAUCGGAUUUCCACGGAUGGAAAGCGAUACGCCGGUGCUGUGGCUAUGGAGUACAUCGAUGGAGUUUCCAUGGAAGACCUCUGUACACGCGAAGACGAGGACUCCAUGCGCGUCUACCCUAUGGCCGAACCACAGCCCUUGUACGAUGCUGAUGACGAGAACGAUACACAUGGCUACCUCGACAUGGGUGAGCAUACUCGCUUGAAAGUCCUCGCCGACAUCAUCGGUGGGUUCGUGGAGGGCUACAGCCUCGGGGUCAAUCACGGAGAAUACGAGCUUGGCGAUUUCAUGAUUACCUAUCUAUCUCAUGGAAAGGAGCUAAAGAAGUUACGAUUCCCCAGAGUGGUCAAGCUGAAUUACAAGUUCUGCCAAGUGUGGUGUAUGACCCGCAUGGCAAAAGUUCAGCGCUGGAGCGACAAUCAACAGCUUCCAUACCCCGUCCAUCCAGCCGACCACUUCACUCUUCGCGAACUCAUCGACUUUUGUGGCUGGUGGCCGUAUCAGUGGUGGCACGAUGAGUCACAAUUUUACGCGUGGCUUGUGAAGGAAUUUGGACCGAUGGAAGAAAACGUCGCGCCCUGGCAUCUCUCCCUGUACGCCACUUUGGAGACACAGAGAAGAAAGACUGCGGCGGAAGCAUUGCCGUUCGCGAAUGAAGAGGAUCCGUCCUAG